Diversispora eburnea is the source of this 681-nucleotide messenger RNA. Lineage: Eukaryota; Fungi; Glomeromycota; Glomeromycetes; Diversisporales; Diversisporaceae. The record is from the annotation of a GenBank genome assembly.
AUGGCUAAGCCUACUCUUAUUGACAUACUUAAUAAUGAAACUUCAUAUCCCUAUUCUUUAGAUGACUUCGCUACAUUCUUAGAUCAAUCUUAUUGUUUAGAAAAUUUGGAAUUUUGGUUAGCUGUUCGUAGAUAUAAAUACUACGCUUAUAAUUUUUAUAAUUCAAAUGCUCCCCUUCCUCCAUUCUUAUCUGAAACAUACAUAUCAUUACCUAACGAUUCAUUCUAUGACGAUGCCUCCCUUCGAGGUGAUGCACCAGCUCAUCAUGAAUUCUUGAAACAAAAGCUUGAUGAUAUAAUUACCACAUUUAUUCUUCCAAACUCACAAAAAGAAAUUAACAUAGAUUCCUCAGUACGUGAGGACCUGUUAACGAAUGUAUUUUCCUACAAUAAUUACGACCCUUCAAUAUUGGAAGUUGUAAAUAAUCAUGUAUUCGAAUUGAUGCAAAGUUCAAUUUUCUCUCAAUUCCUCUUAGAGGCAGGCAAUGUUGAGUUACGGAUGUCAAGUGAAAGUGAAAGUCAAGAUUCAGACAAUUCAGCUUCCAGUCCAAGUGGAAGUAUAUCACAACGUAGUGUAUUAAGAACGAAGACAGGAAGAAAACAAAAGUUUAGUGGAUUGAAAUUAAAAGAAAAAUAUAGAAAAUUAAUUAAAUCCACUCCAAAAAUUGGAGCUGCCUCGUAA